AUGUUGUCCAUUCGAUCCAUUACCCGAUCUCUCCCCAUUGGCAGCCGAAUCUGCCAGCAGAGUGCCAUGAAGGCCUCUACUGUGCGACCUCUCGCCUUGAGAGCUUACUCCACCCGACCCCCUGUCACUCACUUCUCCGAGGAGGAGGAGAUGUUUCGUGACAUGGUUAGCAAGUUUGCUGAUGAGGUGAUUGCUCCCAAGGUCCGUGAGAUGGACGAGGCCGAGCAGAUGGACAAGACAAUCAUCCAGGACAUGUUCGACAAUGGCCUUAUGGGCAUCGAGACUCCCGAGGAGUUCGGUGGUGCAGGUGCCAACUUCACCUCUGCUAUCAUCGUCGUUGAGGAGCUUGCCAAGGUGGACCCCUCAGUGUCUGUGAUGAACGAUGUCCACAAUACCCUCGUCAACACCUGCAUCCGAUCCUGGGGAUCCGACGCACUCCGAAACAAGUAUCUCCCCCAGCUUGCUGCCCAGAAGGUCGGAUCUUUCGCUCUUUCUGAGCCCUCUUCCGGAUCUGAUGCCUUCGCCAUGAAGUCUCGAGCCACAAAGACUGACGAUGGAUACAUUUUGAACGGUUCCAAGAUGUGGAUCACCAACGCUGCCGAGGCUGAGCUUUUCAUUGUUUUUGCUAAUCUCGAUCCCAGCAAGGGCUACAAGGGUAUUACUGCCUUUGUUGUCGAGAAGGACAUGGGAGUGCAGAUUGCUAAGAAGGAGCAGAAGCUGGGUAUCCGAGCCUCUUCUACCUGCGUUCUCAACUUCGAGGACGUUUUCAUUCCUAAGGAGAACCUUCUUGGCGAGGAGGGCAAGGGCUACAAGAUUGCUAUCGAGUGCUUGAACGAGGGCCGAAUCGGAAUUGCGGCCCAGAUGCUUGGCCUUGCUGGUGGAGCUUUCAAGAAGGCUACCGGCUAUGCUUUCAACGACAGAAAGCAGUUCGGCCAGUACAUCGGUGAGUUCCAGGGUAUGCAGCACCAGAUUGGCCAGGCCGCUACUGAGAUCGAGGCUGCUCGACUCCUGGUCUACAACGCUGCCCGACUCAAGGAGGCUGGCGUUCCUUUCACAAAGGAGGCUGCUAUGGCAAAGCUCUAUGCUUCCCAGGUUGCAGGAAACGUCGCAUCCAAGGCUGUCGAAUGGAUGGGUGGUGUCGGAUUCACUCGAGAGGAGACUCUGGAGAAGUUCUUCCGAGAUUCUAAGAUCGGUGCCAUUUACGAGGGAACUUCCAACAUCCAGCUGCAGACUAUUGCCAAGAUCAUCCAGAAGGAGUCUGCCUAA
Yarrowia lipolytica CLIB122 is the source of this 1266-nucleotide messenger RNA. RefSeq lists its product as uncharacterized. NCBI's taxonomy places the organism in Eukaryota, Fungi, Ascomycota, Dipodascomycetes, Dipodascales. Gene Ontology annotation, cellular component: mitochondrion. Gene Ontology annotation, molecular function: acyl-CoA dehydrogenase activity; flavin adenine dinucleotide binding. The record is from RefSeq and is a predicted model, not a curated record.